AUGGUCACGCUCCGUGUCGUGCUCGUCGGCGCUGCCGCCGUCGUGGCCGCUAUCAGCGCUGUUGAGAGACCGACGCUGCGCACGGCGUGCCCCGACGGCGCCUGCGUGCAGUACCCGAACGGGACGCUCGUCGCCGUCCCGAGAAGCGCGGAGUGGGACGUCGUCGUCAAUUGCAGCCUGCCGUUCACAGACAUUGAGGCCUUGCCUGCAAACGCAUCCAGCAUUAUCCUCGACAGCGUUGGACUCGAGCGACUGCCGCACGACUUGCGCGUCGACACGGCUGGCCGCGCCGUCCUCGCCCAGCGCUUAGCGUUCCCAAACAAUGCGCUCACAAGCCUCGAGCGUGUCCACCUGCCGGCCGGCACGACGCACUGGCAGGACACGAAUCGGGACGUGCACAAGAAUGCGAUUGCGACGCUCGGCGACGUCUCGAUGAACUCGAACCUCGUGCACUUGUAG
Messenger RNA from Saprolegnia parasitica CBS 223.65, 459 nucleotides. RefSeq lists its product as hypothetical. The transcript is spliced from 4 exons. The record is from RefSeq and is a predicted model, not a curated record. Lineage: Eukaryota; Oomycota; Saprolegniomycetes; Saprolegniales; Saprolegniaceae. Bases 1 to 459 code for a protein of 152 amino acids.